Penicillium nucicola is the source of this 4167-nucleotide messenger RNA. Its product is annotated as cleavage/polyadenylation factor CFT1. Gene Ontology annotation, cellular component: mRNA cleavage and polyadenylation specificity factor complex; nucleus. The record is from RefSeq and is a predicted model, not a curated record. Gene Ontology annotation, molecular function: nucleic acid binding; protein binding. Bases 1 to 4167 code for a protein of 1388 amino acids. The transcript has 7 exons. Lineage: Eukaryota; Fungi; Ascomycota; Eurotiomycetes; Eurotiales; Aspergillaceae.
AUGCAGUGCUAUACAGAGCUUCUUCCCCCAACUGGGGUGACUCACGCCCUGGCAGCGCCUUUCAUUUCAGCAACAGCCAACAACCUGCUCGUUGUUAGAACAUCUCUUUUGCAGGUGUUUUCGCUAAUCAAGCCUUCUGCUCAGCCACAGAAAGUUGGAACAGAUGACCAAGUCUCGCAAUUCUCCCAGCCAGAAACAAAGCUAGUCCUUGAGAAAGAAUACCAGCUAUCUGGAACAGUGACUGAUCUGAGUCGAGUCAAAAUCCUCAACACCAAGAGUGGUGGAGAAGCCAUUUUGAUUGCAGUCCGGAACGCCAAACUCAGCUUGAUCCAGUGGGACCCAGAACGUUAUGGGAUUUCAACCAUCUCCAUUCAUUACUACGAGCGGGAUGACAUGACCCGCAGUCCCUGGGUGCCCGACUUGAGCCAGUGUGGUAGCAUCUUGAGUGUUGACCCUAGCAGCAGAUGUGCAGUGUACAAUUUCGGAAUUCGCAACCUUGCGAUUCUGCCUUUCCAUCAGGCAGGUGAUGACCUGGUGAUGGAUGACUAUGACCCCGAGCUUGAUGGAGAACGCCUAAACCCCGACUCAGAAGUUGAGAAAAACAAAGAUCAGCCAGCCCACCAAACACCCUAUGCCUCAUCCUUUGUCUUGCCAUUGACCACCUUGGACCCUUCAUUGCUGCAUCCCAUAAGUCUUGCAUUCCUUUAUGAAUACAGAGAGCCCACAUUUGGCAUUUUGUAUUCACAAGUUGCUACCUCUACUGCCCUUCUUCACGAGAGAAAAGAUGUGGUAUUUUACUCUGUCUUCACACUAGACCUCGAACAGCGAGCAUCUACCACACUCCUUUCGGUGUCUAGUCUCCCGAGUGAUCUGUUCAAAGUUGUGCCAGUUCCACCCCCGGUAGGAGGCACCCUGCUCCUUGGCUCCAAUGAGAUCGUGCAUGUGGACCAAGCUGGUAAGACCAAUGCAGUGGGAGUCAAUGAAUUUUCAAGGCAGGUCUCUGCAUUUUCAAUGACAGAUCAAUCCGACUUAUCGUUCCGCCUUGAGGGUUGUGUGGUUGAGAGACUUGGUGGUGAUAGCGGUGACCUGGUCCUGGCCCUUGCGUCUGGGGACAUGGCACUUAUUAAAUUCAAACUUGAUGGACGAUCAGUCUCCGGCAUCACUGUUCAUCGCCUUCCUUCGAAUGCGGGUGGGGAUAUCUUGAAGUCGGGAGCCUCUUGUUCUACUUGUUUCGGCGAUGGAAACAUUUUCAUUGGCAGCGAAGAUGCAGACUCCGUGCUCCUGGAAUGGUCUCAUUCAUCGGCUUCAAUAAAGAAAGCUCGGAUUGGGUCGAAGCAGGUUGAUGGUGAUCAUGAACUUUCGGAGGAUGACCAGAUGGAAGACGACAUUUACGACGAUGACCUAUAUUCCUCGGCACCGGGACCUGCACAGGGCGACCAUCGUGUAGGAAACGACAAUUCUACACAGUAUUACAACUUCCGAUUAAAUGAUCGCCUGUUGAACAUUGGGCCCCUGAGAGACAUAACAUUGGGCAAAGCCACUCCGGAAACCACGAAAAAUCAAUCGACCAGCGAAGCUGUUUCCGCUGAGCUUGAGUUAGUAGCUGCGCAAGGUUCAAACCGAGGUGGUGGCCUGGUAGUUAUUAAGCGUGAAAUCGACCCCUUGACUACCAUGUCUCUCAAACUUGAUGAUGCGAAUGGUGUGUGGUCGGCUAUGGUUGUUCCUGGGAAAGGCGGAUUGCCCAGCACUACCGAUAGCCCAUCUCGUCAAUACGUCGUCAUCUCACGUUCCACAACUUCGGACCAAGAAGUGAAUGAUGUAUUCACGGUCGGAGAUGAAGGCUUAGAGCCCUUCAAAGCCUCCGAGUUCAACCCCAACAAAGACUGUACGAUUGAUAUCGGUUCUUUGGCGGAUGGUACUCGCCUUGUCCAGGUCCUGAGGAACGAGGUCAGAAGCUAUGAUAUGGAUUUGGGAUUGUCGCAAAUUUACCCUGUUUGGGACGAAGAUACCAGCGAAGAGCGUGUGGCCGUGAGCGCGAGCUUUGCUGAUCCUUAUCUUGUAAUUCUUCGGGAUGAUUCAUCUGUGAUGCUUCUCCAGGCGGACAGCAGCGGAGAUCUGGAUGAAGUUUCGCUUCCAGAAGAGGUCAGCACGUUGAAAUGGCGCUCCGGCUGUCUAUAUCACGACCAGUCCCAGUCAUUCAGUCCUGCAGAUUCAACUCCCGAUCGCACUACAAAAGACGAGACACUUCUUUUCUUGCUCGGCCUAGAUUGCAAGCUAUCAGUGUUCCGAGUUUCUGAUAUGAAGCUGCUCGCUGUCAUCAAGGGCGUCGACUGCUUACCACCCAUGCUAUCCUCUGAGCCUCCUCGGCGGUCAAAUAAUCGGGAAACUUUGACCGAAUUCGUCGUCGCAAAUCUUGGUGACCGGACUAGCGCUUCGCCCUAUCUGAUUGCUCGAACCGACAACGAUGAUCUCAUCUUUUACAGGCCCAUGUUAAUGUUGUCAAACAUUGAUAAUGAACCGUUCCGUUGCUUGCAAUUCGUUCGAGAGGCAAACCACGUUCUGCCAAAGAAUCUCUCAGGGGAAACUUCGCAAACAAAUGAUCAACGACGGAGACCUUUGCGUAUCCUAUCCGAUAUCGCAGGAUUCAGCACGGUCUUCAUGCCAGGGGCUUCUUCCAGCUUUGUUUUCAAAACUGCGAAGAGCUCGCCACACAUAUUACGCCUUCGGGGAGGCUACACACAUUGGCUGAGCAGCUUUAGUUCAGCUGCCACUGGCUGUGAAAACGGGUUCAUAUACAUUGACUCCCAGAAUUGCGUCCGAGCUUGUCAAAUGCCCCCACAAACGCAAUUCGACUAUUCGUGGACGUUGCGCAAGGUUGCCCUCGAGGAACAGGUUGACCACCUAGCCUAUUCCACCUCUUCUGAAACAUAUGUAUUUGCUUCAAGUCAACGCGCAGACUUCAAGCUGCCAGAAGGCGAUGACUUGCACCCCGAAUGGCGAAAUGAAGAAAUAUCUUUCUGUCCGGAAGUCCCUCAGUGCAGCAUCAAGGUUAUCAGCCCAAAGACAUGGUCUGUCAUUGAUAGUUACCUCCUAGAUCCUGAUGAGCAGGUGACAGCAGUGAAGAACAUGAACAUUGAGAUCUCGGAAAAUACCCACGAACGUAAGGAUCUAAUUGUCGUGGGAACUGCCAUUGCGAAGGGCGAAGACAUGCCAGCCCGCGGCAGCAUCUACGUGUUCGAGGUAGUGAACGUGGUCCCGGAUCCCGAAAAGCCCGAGACCGGCCGCAAACUGAAGCUUGUCGGCAAGGAAUCAGUGAAAGGUGCCGUGACAGCACUAUCUGGCAUCGGCGGUCAAGGGUUUGUGAUCGUGGCCCAGGGACAAAAGUGCAUGGUCCGCGGUCUCAAAGAAGACGGCAGCCUUCUCCCUGUGGCGUUCAUGGAUAUGCAAUGCUAUGUCAGUGUUGCAAAGGAGCUCAAGGGGACUGGCAUGGUUCUUUUGGGUGAUGCAGUGAAAGGACUCUGGUUUGCCGGCUAUUCAGAGGAGCCGUACAAAAUGACACUCUUCGGCAAGGACCCCCAGUACCUAGAAGUGGUAGCAGCAGACUUCCUUCCAGAUGGCAACAAGCUCUAUAUGCUAGUUGCAGACAGCGACUGCAACCUCCACGUCUUACAAUACGACCCGGAAGAUCCCAAAUCAUCGAAUGGUGACCGACUACUCAGCCGAAGCAAGUUCUACGCCGGCAACUACGCUACGUCGGUGACGCUCAUGCCACGAACACCAGUAUCGUCUGAGCUGAUUGAAUCGUCUGACGAAGACAUGGACAUUGACCAGACAUUCCCAACCCACCAGGCCCUGAUCGCCUCCCACAAUGGGUCCCUGGCCCUUGUUACAUCCGUUGCGGAGGAGACCUACCGCCGUCUCUCGGCGCUGCAAUCCCAGCUCGUCAACACAAUCGAACACCCUGCUGGACUGAACGCUCGUGCAUUCCGGGCCGUCGAGAGUGACGGUGCCGCAGGCCGAGGUAUGGUUGAUGGAAAUCUACUACGUCUCUGGCUCAACAUGGGCAAGCAACGCCAAGUUGAAAUUGCGGGCCGGGUCGGCGCCACGGAGUGGGAGAUUCGGGCCGAUUUGGAGACUAUUGGUGGAGAUGGAUUUGGAUAUCUGUGA